Messenger RNA from Gastrolobium bilobum, 3846 nucleotides. RefSeq lists its product as uncharacterized. The record is from RefSeq and is a predicted model, not a curated record. NCBI's taxonomy places the organism in Eukaryota, Viridiplantae, Streptophyta, Magnoliopsida, Fabales, Fabaceae. The transcript is spliced from 7 exons. The coding region runs from base 103 to 3606 and encodes 1167 amino acids.
GUUUCAAUCUCAGAAGACAAAACGGGUGAUUACUUGAGAAAGAAGAGAGCCGUUGAGGCUUGGAAGAGAGCAAUCCAGUUCCAACCCCUUGGAACUUGUCUCAUGGCAAGGAAGAUGCGUUGUGCCCCUCAAAAGAAAGGUAAUGAUAGUUCAAAAGUUUCUGAAGCAAGAAAGGAUUCCAUAUCAACGAUACGUCAACAACAAAAUAAAAUCACUUCCUUGGAGGAUUGUAAAGAAUCUUCUCUUUCAACGAUUACCUCUGAUACGUCAACAUCAACAUCCCCUAGUAGGUGUGCCAUCCUUACGUUCCUAAAUGUUGACCCUGAUGGAAACUUGAGAAUUGUUGCCCUACCAGUGCAGUGUUUCAAUCACAUUAACUUAGCUUCUGGUGUUAAUAUGGAUGGUCUGCAACUUCUUUUCCCUCCACCUCCUAACAAGCUGAAGAUUGAUGAAUGCAAGGGGUCAAGAGGAACUGUGCCUCCCUAUGCUUAUUCAGCCAAAUCAUUUACAAGAAGAAGCAUUAAUAGUUCAAAUGUGCAUCGUCGAUGUCAAAAUAAGAUUGCUAACAAAGCUUCUAAACUGAAUGAACUCCCUGGAAAUUCACUAGUCUGCAACUCUGGCUUGUCCCCUGAUAGUUCUUCUGCAGUUAAUUCAUCUAAUAAGGUAACGAGUGAAUCCAAGGAAGACAAGUCUCUGAAGAAAAACUCAAGAAAACGGACAAGAAAGAAAGUUAGACCGAGUAAGAAGCAGUCAAGUGACAGCGGCUCUUCUGAACGAGAAGCUCUUGCCGAGGAAUAUGUCUGUGUAAGUUUGGCUUCUGAAACGUGCAACGGCAAUGAUGUGGAUAAGGAGGGUGGGCUGAUUUUGUGUACAACUUCACCAGAAUUGUCAUCUUCUGAUGAUAGAUUAAUAAAAAUUGAUUGUGAAAGGAAUGUGAUGAAGGACAGUAUCAAUGUUACAGAAGCAUCAAAAAGUUGCAACUCUUAUAUUGAUGAGGCAGCAAUAUCAAAAGGUACUGCCGCAUUUGAAUCCAAGAAUCAAGUUCAAGAUAGGGGCUCUGGUUUUGCAGUCAUUGAUAGAGAAGUAAAGGACAACCAACAUGUUGAGCUAUGCUGUUUGAAUGAUAUACAAGAUACUUUGGUGUUGGAUUCAGUUUCAGUUGGUUCCAAAAGUGAUGAAAGUACCAAUGCUGGUGAUAUAGAAAAAGGGUCCAACAAGGCAAGUUGCAGAAUCACUUCAAAUUCAGGAGAUGGGUGUUUUCUUGGUCAAAACUUAAUGAAUGGUAUUCGCAAUAAUUGUGAACAUGAUGAGGGAAUCAGGCAUGGUGGUCAAAAUUGCUUUGCUAAUGAUAAGAGAGUUAAGCAAAAGAGAACAAUGUCGAAGAGUUCAAGUUUCAACAAAUUUGGGGGUGUUGGAAUUUUGAAUGGUCGAACAGGGAAGGAAAAUAGUCAUUCUGUUUGGAAAAAGGUUCAGAAGAACAGUUUUGAUGAAUGUGGUGGUGAUUUGAAGAAAGCAAACACAACUCUGUCACAAUUUUCCACUGAGGAAAAGGAUCCUUCAGUUAUCAAAAAUUCUAAUUCUGUUAGUGUAAAUGUUCUAUCAGAAACGGAGGAAAAAAAACACUUUAAAAAUAAAGUUGGUAGGAAACCAAAAGUUAAAAUGGACUCAGUUUCAAAAAAGGGUCACUUCAAUUAUUCUAGGAAGGGUUCCCAUUUUAACAGGUCCUUGUUAAAUGAUAAUGUGAAGGUUAGUGUUCAACAGAAUGAUAUGUCACAUAUCUCAUCCCAGGAAAUUAAUCAACAAGGAUUGAGCAGUGUCUCUGGAUUUGAUUCUGAUAUUAAUUGUGUGAUGGCUGGGUUUGAUAGCAACGGAGUUGAACAGAUAAAAUCUGAGAUAGUUCAGAGUGCACAAUUUCAACCUGAGGAGUCGGAUCCUCAGAAGAGUGCCUGCAUUACUCUUGCAAACACAAAGAAUGAAAAUAUAGACAUUGAAGAUAGCUCAUUGGUAGUACGAGGUGAGAACAUCAAUCAAUCAAAUAUGUCUGAGGAGCAAUCUCCCGUGUCUUAUAAUCUUUUAGGUGAUGAGGUUGGUCAAAUAGAGAAAGAAGUUUCUUCUGCAGACUACAAUACACAAAACCAAAGCUCUGGUUCAGGAUCUACUCUAUGGAAAUGGAUACCAAUUGGGAUAAAGGAUACCGGGUUGGAAAAAUCUGAAACUUAUAGUUCAUUACCAGAAUGUUCUGAUGCACCACCUAGUAAAAGUUUUGACUUGGAAAGCAGUGUUGAACCAAAAGUAACCACCUCUCAAAAUCAGGAUUCUUCACUGAGUGCAAGCAGAACAUGCACGGAUCAGAUUUACGGUAGAUUGUCUUGUGUAGAGGAGGUUGAGAAUCAGAAAUUGGGGAAUCAGUUUGCGUGUACAUUGACAGAGCACAGGGACAAGCGUGAAGUAGCUAAUCACAUGAUUUGUGAAAGUGACAAUCAAGAUAUGUUAGAAAAUUAUUCCUACAGAAUAGCUCAAGCUGUGAAUGAUGCCUGUAUGGCACAACUAGCUUGUGAAGCUGUGCACAUGGCCACAGGUGACCCAAUUGCAGAGUUUGAAAGGCUAGUUCAUUUUUGUAGUCCUGUAAUUUGUCAAUCACCCGAUUCGCUCGGUUUUUUGACCUGCUCACAGGACCAUGCUGGUGUCUCACUGUGCAGACAUGAGAUGCCUGACAUAUCUUUGGGAUGCCUGUGGCAGUGGUAUGAGAAACACGGGAGCUACGGGUUAGAGAUAAGGGCUCAGGAUUAUGAAAAUCCAAAGAGACUUGGUGGUGAUGGUCAUUUUCCAUUUCGUGCCUAUUUUGUCCCUUCUUUAUCAGCAGUUCAGCUGUUUAAGAACCAUGAAAAUCGAAGUGUAAAUAGCAGCAACAAGUUUCCAAAUUGUGAGGUUUCAGAGCCAUGUGAAAUGAUUGACAUUUCGGAGCACUCAUCUACUGCAAGCAUUGAAACACCAAAAGAGAUGGGUUCUAUCAAUAAUGCAUCUUAUCCAUCUAACAGCUCAACAUGCUCUGGUGAUUUAGAUCUUCUUUUUGAAUACUUUGAACUUGAACAACCUCAACAAAGACGGCCUCUGUAUGAGAAGAUACAGGGACUGGUUAGAGGUGAUAUACCAAUCCAGUCUAAAACUUAUGGGGACCCAACUAAACUGGAUUCGAUAAACAUGAGAGAUCUUCACCCUACAUCUUGGUUCUCAGUUGCUUGGUAUCCUAUUUACCGUAUACCAGAUGGCAACUUUCGUGCCGCUUUUUUGACUUACCAUUCACUUAGACAUUUGGUUCGUAGAAGUACAAAUUCUGAUUUACCAACCGUAGGUUCUUGCAUAGUAUCUCCAGCUGUGGGCCUUCAAAGCUACAAUGCUCAGGGUGAAUGCUGGUUCCAGCUGAGUCAUUCUGCACUGACAGCAGAAAUGUUGGGCUUAAACCCUUCAAUACUUCUUAAAGAGCGUUUGAGGACACUUGAGGAAACAGCAUCUCUUAUGGCAAGAGCUGUUGUCAACAAGGGGAACCAAAUCUGCACAAAUAGACAUCCUGAUUAUGAGUUUUUCCUUUCUAGGAGACGGUAUUGAGGUCUCAAAAAGAAAUUUCACAUUAAAUAAUUACAAGUAGGCCAACACUAGUUACAAAUAAUUUUGGCUACUUUCAGAUAGGAUAUUAUCUCAAAUAGGAUCUAAGUGAUAUUGAUUGUUCAUAUAGCAGGUUUCAUUAGGUCCUGGUUGAACUAAUUUCGUUUGUACAUGGCUUUGUGCAGUACCCCUUUUUUUUUUUUUUUUUUACUUUUCAUUCUCACUUUCAAUUUUAGCUCACUU